CCUCCACCGGGCGCAGAUGGAGUGGAGCCCCGGCCUGUAGCUGGAGGGGCAGCAGCGGCGUGGCCGGCGCGACCCCAGGACCCUCGCCGCUAACACCGGUGGGGAGAACAACCCAGGCUUCAGAGUGAGUGGGAGAACAGAGCCCAUGGGGAGAGACUCGCUUUCCCGUGUGACACAGCUAUCAAGUGGCAGAACCAGGACUGGACCUCGUCUUGCUUACUAAGGCCUUCUAUCCACUGUCCUCACUGAAAUGAGUGGAGGCCAGUGUGCCUGGGUCUGCAGAGCACAGUUCAGCACAAGGAAGAAAGGUCCUGUGCCCUACAGUAUGCCUGAAUAUCUGACUGGUCACUCAUCUGAGCCUGGAACUUGUGUCCGCUUAACGAACAGAAUGGCGUUUAAUGAUUGCUUUAGUUUGAACUAUCCUGGCAACCCUCAGCCAGGUGACUUGAUUGAAGUGUUUCGUCCUGGCUAUCAACACUGGGCACUGUACUUGGGUGAUGGGUAUGUUAUCAACAUAGCACCUCUAGACGAUGACAUUUCUGCAUUGUUUACAAGCGCCAAGUCUGUAUUCAGCAGAAAGGCCCUGGUGAAGAUGCAGCUUUUGAAGGAUGUUGUGGGAAAUGACACAUACAGAAUAAACAAUAAAUACGAUGAAACAUACCCACCACUCCCCGUGGAAGAAGUCAUACAACGGUCAGAGUUUGUUGCUGGACAGGAGGUGGAGUAUGACUUAUUUGUCAACAACUGUGAGCAUUUUGUGACUUUGCUCCGCUAUGGAGAAGGAGUUUCAGAGCAGGCCAACCGAGCAAUAAGUACCAUUGGGUUUGUGACAGCUGCCGCUGGUGCCUUCUCUUUCCUUGGCUUGUUUCCAAAAAGACUAAGAGCAAAAUACUAUUAAUUUACUGAAGAGAUAUUGGAGCUGAAGGAAUUUGUGAGGAGGAAAAGAA
Messenger RNA from Mesoplodon densirostris (Blainville's beaked whale), 947 nucleotides. It is a transcript of the gene PLAAT1, whose product is annotated as phospholipase A and acyltransferase 1. Lineage: Eukaryota; Metazoa; Chordata; Mammalia; Artiodactyla; Ziphiidae. Gene Ontology annotation, molecular function: glycerophospholipid phospholipase A1 activity; A2-type glycerophospholipase activity. Gene Ontology annotation, cellular component: cytoplasm. The record is from RefSeq and is a predicted model, not a curated record. The transcript has 6 exons. Gene Ontology annotation, biological process: N-acylphosphatidylethanolamine metabolic process. The coding region runs from base 251 to 898 and encodes 215 amino acids.